Nannizzia gypsea CBS 118893 is the source of this 4887-nucleotide messenger RNA. Its product is annotated as RING finger membrane protein. Lineage: Eukaryota; Fungi; Ascomycota; Eurotiomycetes; Onygenales; Arthrodermataceae. Gene Ontology annotation, cellular component: endoplasmic reticulum membrane. Gene Ontology annotation, molecular function: zinc ion binding. Bases 1 to 4887 code for a protein of 1628 amino acids. The transcript is spliced from 2 exons. The record is from RefSeq and is a predicted model, not a curated record.
AUGGACUGGGAGCGCAUGGAUCCCGCCGAAGGCCGGUCGGUCACCCCGGAUAUCAUGAACGAUCCGGCCUUCGAGACAAACUACGGACAAAGAGCAGGAGGCCCAGAAGAAGCAGACACCUGCCGGAUAUGUCGUGGAGAGGGGACCGAAGACGAACAGCUGUUUUACCCCUGCAAGUGCAGUGGGAGCAUCAAAUUCGUCCAUCAGAACUGUCUCAUGGACUGGCUCUCCCACUCACAAAAGAAGCACUGUGAGCUGUGCAAGACCCCUUUUCGAUUUACGAAGCUUUAUGACCCGAAUAUGCCCAGCGAGUUGCCUGUACCGGUAUUUGUGAAGGAACUGUUUCUACAUGCUUGCCGGGCGAUACUUACGUGGCUGCGGUUUGGCCUGGUUGCCUUUGUGUGGCUCGGGUUGCUCCCAUGGUCGAUGAGAACUAUAUGGAGAGGUCUGUUCUGGCUUGCAGACGGAAGGUGGCCCGCUCCAGACACAAUACAGAGGCCUAUUUCAUCGGUUGCCAACAGAAGUGUGGCAUGGCUAGCUGCUCAUGGAACAUCUCCUGCGACACCAACCCUUGCAUGGGACAUACCUAGCAUGUCCGCUGCUACCGGGAGCGUUCUGGCGGAAAGCGCUCCACCUCAGAGUGCUCCUUCGAUGCUCAACUUUUCCACCGGCGAACCGUUGAUAUACUCCAUUGCGAAAACCUUCCUCUCUAAUGCCUUCUCCGCCCCCACAUCUCCGAGUGCGAACCAGUCAGCUGCUGCUGCACCAAUCAAGCGCAUACGACAGCCAUCUUGGCUCUCAGAUAUGACCUUUUUAAAUAAUGUCACCUCUUCACCAACACUGAAUAACAUCAUCAUCGAUACCUUGGAAGGGCAGCUUAUCACCCUGCUUGUUGUCAUAUCUUUUAUCCUUGUGUUUUUGAUUAGAGAAUGGGUUGUCCAACAGCAACCCGCAAUUAACAUCCCUGAAGGCGAGGGGGAGGCUCUGGGUCAGCUCCUAAACCGUGCCAUGGAGCAGAACGUGGCAGAGCAAGAGGAAGAAACAGAAGAUGACGAAGAGGAGGAGGACGAGGACGAAGAAGAAGAAGAUGAGGAGGAGGGUGAAGAGAUUGCUGGUGAAGUCGAUGCCCAUGAACCUGAAGAGCAUCAACAGCAAGAAUCGGAUCGUGAACCUCAAAUUGGACUCGAUGAUAAUACCCCUGUGCAAAGAAGAGGCAUUUUCGAUGAUGACGCCUUCCCUGAUGCGCAGACAUUUAAUCCUUUUGCUCCAAACUACGCUGGCCCAUACCCCGAAAAUUCACCUUACUCUCGCCAUGCCCGCGCACAAGAUCCGCCAAUAUUCCGUGGCAAUUUCCACAAUCAUAACCGACCAUUCCAGAUACCAGCUGAUGCUUCGAACCGACCUAGUAUGUGGGAUGAACCGCAGACAAAUUUUACAGGUCAAUCAGAGGGUAGCCGCCCCAACUACCCCGAAUUUGGAGCGAGCGAGCGUAGGGAAAACGCAGACGAUAGGCCUGAUCAGGGUUCUUCAUCUAGAACGACUAUCGCUGCUGCGCAAGAGAACAUGCCCCCUUUUAACCCAUUUACUGGGCAGGCCCCCCAGUGGAGGUUCCCCGACUUCGAUGAGGAACAUACGCCAUCGACUGAGGAGUCAAGCCAUCAACCACCACGAGCAAUUUCUACCGCCACGGACGCAUAUGAUAGUCAUGCUCAUGCGUCAUUCAACGAGCACGAUCACACAGACAUGGAAGAAGCCGCAGAAACACCUAGUCUAGAUACCCAGCUUCCGGACUCCCAACUGGGGAAUGUGGAUAACAAUGCCUUGAACUCAGAAGUUGCUGCCCCGACCCAUCGUGCUGCUGACAAUGAAUUACAGAAUGAACCAAAUUCUGAGAGACCUACACAAGAGCAAGCAGAAAAUGCUUCAUCAGCACAGCCCGCUGCAGCUGCUCCCAGAGAGGAACUGCUGUAUACUCCUAUAAUCCCACCCAGAAACUUUUUGGCCAGAGCGUUCAACUUCUUCUGGGGUGCCGUUCCAAUUGUGCUCCCAGAGCCGGAAGACGCGGAGGGUGGUGCUGAGCGCCAGCCUGCCCUUAUCCGCCAGCACCAACGUCACAGACGUGGCAACGAUGCAAACGAAGCUGCUAAUCGUGCCCGUGCUGCUGCCGCCGCCAACGACGCUGUGGACAACGACCCUGAAGCAGUUGAAGACGUAGAUGACCUUGAAGGCGUCAUGGAACUUAUUGGCAUGCACGGGCCUUUGUUUGGCCUGCUGCAAAAUGCGGUGUUCAGUGCGCUUUUGAUAUCGUUUACCGUCUCCGUUGGCAUUUGGCUACCCUACCUCUGGGGUAAGAUUGCUCUGGUGAUGCUAGUCAAUCCUAUCGGAUUAUUUAUCAGAGUUCCCCUAACUGCUAUCUCUAUGUUGGCUGAUAUCACCAUCGACCUUAUCCUUGGAUGCUUUGCAUAUGUGGUGUACCUCAUGAAUGUUCUGGUUAGGGCAAUUUUAGCCCAGCUAGGCGUAUUCAUUCCUAGUCUCGGGAAGCUCUCUGCAGCCAACUCCAUUACCUUCGCCUCUCUCUCCUUGAUGGAAGGCAGCAGCCAAAGACUAACAGGAAUUCUCACCACGGUGUUCACAUUCCAUGAAUCCGACCUCCCCAUGUUCUCCGCCAUAUCGCACGAAGCCCUAAAGCUCCACCAAGCCAGAGUCGCCUAUUUUGGCAGCAUACUUUUCAAUGGCGGCAAGGCUCUACUCCGUGAUAUACCCUUGAGCAUAAUCCAAUCAGAGAGCCCUCUUUUGGUAGCUAAAAACUUCCUUAUCAGUGAUUUUCCUCGGAUCCCCGGCUUAAUGAUGACCGCAAUGAAGAGCACUGGAGGUGUUUUUGGCAUCAUCAACUGGCUAACAGAUUGGUCCACUUCGAAUGCGCUGAUGCAAAAGUCUUCAAACUAUGAGCUUAGUCGCUGGAGUUCUAAAGAUCGACUUAUCGCCAUAAUUCUAGGAUACUGCUUUGCUUCCCUUCUGGGCAUUGCAUACCUACGUAUAUCUGGCGUUAUAUCCGGAACUCGCCGUGACGGACACAGAAGAGAUGGUCCUGUUGCUGAGAUUCUGCGCCAGGCAGGUGGUGUGAUGAAGGUUAUCGUUAUAAUUGGGAUUGAAAUGAUUGUCUUCCCAUUGUAUUGCGGUAUCUUGUUAGAUAUUGCUUUACUGCCUCUCUUUGGAAACGGCCUAUUCGCUUCUCGGGCAGCAUUUACUUUGGAGUCCCCGUUAACGUCUCUGUUCGUCCACUGGUUUAUCGGAACCUGUUAUAUGUUUCACUUUGCGCUAUUUGUCUCAAUGUGUCGAAAGAUCAUGCGCAGCGGUGUUCUAUACUUCAUUCGAGAUCCCGAUGAUCCUACAUUCCACCCAGUGCGUGAUGUUCUUGAACGAAGUAUCACCACGCAACUUCGAAAGAUUGCAUUCAGCGCCCUGGUAUACGGAGCGUUGGUUGUUAUCUGCCUGGGUGGGGUUGUUUGGGGCUUGUCCCUUACAUUUAGUGGAAUUCUUCCGGUGUACUGGUCUUCGAACGAACCAGUUCUAGAGUUCCCAGUGGACCUUCUUUUCUAUAAUUUUGUCAUGCCCGUCGCAAUCCGAGCAAUAAAACCUUCCGAUGGAUUGCAUACAAUCUACGACUGGUGGUUCCAUGAGUGCGCUCGAGUCCUUAGGCUCACACAUUUCCUUUUUGGAGAAAGAAAGCCUGAUGAGGAGGGAUAUUAUGAAUACCUUACAUGGAGGGAUGCUUUUGUUAGCUUGUUUGCCAAACAAAAGCCCCAGCCUAGACGUUUCCUCCGUAACGGAAGAUUCGUCCGGGCACCGGCAUCUGACCAAGUGAGAAUACCUAAGGGUGAGCAGGUAUUCGUUGAAGUCAAUGAAAAGAACGAACGAAUAGACGGAAAGCCGGAUAAUGAUGACGGCCGCCAUGGCAAGAAAAAUACCAUGUACUCUCCGGUUUAUGUCCCGCCGAAUUUUCGUGCCAGGAUUUUCGCCUUCUUGCUACUUCUAUGGCUUUUUGCCGCAGCUACGGGCGUUGGGAUUACAAUAAUACCCCUUAUACUUGGACGACGGAUGUUGUCGUGCAUGUUCCCACCUCAUAUCCGUGUUAACGAUAUAUAUGCGCUGUCAGCUGGUGUUUACGCCAUUGGAACAGUAUAUUAUGCAUACCUACACUUCCAUAAAAUAUCUAGCACUCUCCGUGAAGGUAUCCAGCCAUACAUGAGAUCUCCGAAACAAUUACUCUACAAAGCCUGCAACUUGGCACUUCGCGCCGUUCGAGUUGCCUACCUGGCUGCCGCAGUUGGACUGUUCCUCCCUUCCGUUUUUGCCUUAAUUACAGAGUUCUAUCUUUUAAUACCACUACAUACUUAUCUAAGCCCAUCAGAGACGCACGUUAUAUACUUCGUGCAGGACUGGACUCUCGGAAUCCUAUACGCUCGGAUGGCUGUUCGAUUCCUGCUCAGAAAACCUAUGUCUCUUCCGGCCAUGGCGUUGCGCGGCAUUAUUCGGGACGGCUGGACCAAUCCCGAUAUAUGGCUAGCAACAAGAGUCUUUUUCAUCCCUGUGGCUAUCGCUGUCUUCGUUGCUACUACCUGCCCACUCCCCAUCGGCUUUAUUCUCAACUCCACUUUCUUCUCCGAAUCUUCUUCAACAGUCCACUCUCAAGUCUAUCGAUACUCCUAUCCUGCAUUCUUGGUAUUGAUUCUUCUUCUCUGGGGGUUACAUUUGCUUCAACGACAAAUUGGUGUUUGGCGAGUUAGCAUUAGAGAUGAUGUAUAUAUGAUCGGGGAGCGGCUUCACAAUCUCGGCGAAAAACGUGCAAGAAAUGUUGGCACCGCUAGGAGGAUGAUUACUUCGUGA